Messenger RNA from Cephus cinctus (wheat stem sawfly), 2495 nucleotides. Its product is annotated as annexin B9. Gene Ontology annotation, cellular component: cytoplasm. The transcript has 6 exons. Bases 269 to 1144 code for a protein of 291 amino acids. The record is from RefSeq and is a predicted model, not a curated record. NCBI's taxonomy places the organism in Eukaryota, Metazoa, Arthropoda, Insecta, Hymenoptera, Cephidae. Gene Ontology annotation, molecular function: calcium-dependent phospholipid binding; calcium ion binding.
GUAGUUCCUUCUAAACGAUAGUCUCUGCUGGGAUGGCGCCAGUUGUCGAGCAGAAACCGUCCUCUUACGUCUGCGACCUCAGUCACGCCAGUAGUUGAACAACUAGUGCGUUGAUACAUACGGUAAAGACGAAAGUGGGUGUGACCCGUAUGUACCCGUCAUUUAAGCCACAUCGAGCGCCCGGCAGCAAGAACGCGAGUGUACACCAACGGUGUACCCUGCAGAGCCUUUCGAUGCUAACACGGAUGCCGCUAUUCUUCGGAAGGCGAUGAAAGGCUUUGGAACCGACGAGAAGGCCAUCAUCGACGUCCUCACUAAACGUGGAAUAGUUCAACGACUUGAUAUUGCUGAGGCUUAUAAAUCCCUUUACGGAAAAGAUCUGAUUAGCGACCUCAAGAGCGAGCUUACUGGAAAACUGGAGGACGUGAUUGUCGCUCUUAUGACUCCUCUGCCGCAUUACUACGCCAAAGAAUUGCACGAUGCCAUUUCCGGUUUAGGAACCGACGAGGAAGCAAUUGUCGAGAUCCUUUGCACAUUGAGCAACUAUGGCAUCAGAACUAUCGCCGCAUUCUACGAGAAUCUCUAUGGAAAAACUCUCGAAAGCGACUUGAAAGGCGAUACUUCCGGGCAUUUCAAAAGAUUGCUCGUUUCGCUCUGCCAAGGGAACAGGGACGAGAAUCAAGGCGUGGAUCAGGCCCAAGCCAUCGCCGACGCUCAGGCGCUCUACGAAGCAGGUGAAAAGCAGUGGGGAACUGAUGAGUCACAAUUUAAUGCAAUCUUAGUGACUCGCAGUUAUCAACAAUUGCGACAAACUUUCAUCGAAUACGAAAAGAUUUCCGGUCACGAUAUUGAGGUCUCUAUUAAAAAGGAAUUUUCAGGAAGCAUUGAGAAGGGUCUCCUUGGAAUUGUCAAAUGUGUUAAGUCCAAAGUCGGAUAUUUCGCUGAACGUCUUUACUCAAGUAUGCACGGAAUUGGUACCAAGGAUAAAACUCUCAUCCGUAUCAUAGUGUCUCGUAGUGAGAUUGACCUUGGUGAUAUCAAAAAAGCCUUCGAGGAGCGUUAUGGAAAAUCUCUCGAAAGCUGGAUCGCUGGCGACACAUCUGGCGAUUACAAGAAGGCACUACUUUCUCUCGUUUCGACAUAAACUUAAUAAAAAUGCACUCUCUUAUCCUAACGCUACUCUGAGCUUUGAAUUGUGCAUUUGUUACUCUAUAUCUUCUUGUCGUAUAAUUUCUAAAUUAUUACCGUUCGAUUUAAAGACUUACUGAUUUCUCAUUUGACUUAAUUUAUACCCGAUACAGUUAUCAUAUUGCAACAGUGUUACUGCCACUUAAAAAUAUGGGAGAGCUUUGCAGACAAAUAAUAUUAAUAAUUCGUAGCUACUGCGACAAAUCAAUUUCAGUAUAUGAAGAUACAAGAAUCUCAUGACACUGAUAUCUCGAAUGUGUUUGUAGAGAAGUCACUAGAAAUGAUGUUAAACAUAUUAAGAAAUGUUGGAAGUUGCUUGUUGUGUGUUACUGUAGAUGCUUCAAACUUUUAUGUGUUUUUUACUUUGACGUUAUAUUGCGCUGAAGGAACUCAUACGUGACACGACUAAUCUCAAACUAAAAACUCUUUUGGUCAAUUCCUACGGGAAAACCAUGGUGAAUUUUGUAUAGAAGAAGUCAGUAAAUUUUUAUACGCUUUGUCAUGAAUGCUCGCGCUUCUCUGCGCUCCGUCAUGUCUGUCGCAUGAUAUGCAAUGUGUGUUUACACUUAUCCAGCUUAGAGCAGAGUGGAUACUUUUUUACGAUAAUAUAUUAUUUUUGUAAUCUAUUUACACUUUUGCAUAAUUUAGUACAGUAUAUUUUCUACACGCGAAUGAUGAAAUACCGAGCGAAGAUUUGCCUCGUCGAGUCUCUUGUUCUUAGAUGCGGGCUUGUUCCUUAUUAUACAUACAUGCAUUCUUCGGCAUGUAUACAAAAAAGAUUGAUGUCUAACCCAAUGAAAUCUAAUGACACAGAGGGAAGAAUUUAUUGUAUGCUAGCUCAUGUACACGUUGUUGUUUGUCAAUUUAAGAGGCAUUUUAUUAUUUUGUUAACACAUGUAUAACUUACUGUUAGGCUAUACUAUUGUUCACAGCGCCGAUGUAUGACAUCUAUGAAUGCAAAUAAAGGAAAAGGCCAGAGGACUCAAUUGAAAAAGAGCGGCUCUGAUUUCAAUGAGGAGUUCAAUAGCAAAGUCCUUUUCUCAGUUCUUCUCUCUUCUUUAUUUCAUUAUGAUUUCAGGACGAUACCUCUGGAGAUUAUAAGCGGACGUUAGUUUCCCUGGUAACCGGAUAACUAACCUCAUCACAGAAACCAACGGUGCUAACUGAAUCUGUUAUUACGAGUAAAAUUAGGCAUGGAUGUGACUCUCUCCUUAAUCGCUGUCCGCGAUGAUUCCAUCAGGAGUAAUCUAAAAUUUGUGAAAAAUGGUUUUAAAUAAGAAAUAAUCGAUAAUUAUGCAUUUAAGAUA